GUGGAAUGCGUAAUAUAGCAUCGAAAUUUUUCAAGAGAAUUCAUCUCAGGGAGUUAUGCGGCAAUUCAAUUAGAUCUAAGAAAGAGAAGGGCAACUUUGAAGCUGAAUGCCAAAAGUUAUGGGCAUCAAAGCCUAUGGUUUGGAAAUAUCCACAGACAGAGAGGGAUUCUGAUACUGCAUUGGAACACGUAUAUGUCGACAUGCAGACACAAGAUGGCCUUACUAAAUCUGAAAUGUUGCUAACUGGAAGUCAUAGUAACAUGUUUCGUUGUUAUGAGGUUGGAUAUGCGAAAUGGGAUGGUAUUAAAGGGGAGGAGAGUGUGCCCGAUCUUUUGCAGUCUUUGGAGAUAGAAACAGAAACCACGUCACUACAAUCACCAGGACCUAUUUGGAGCGAAUGUGUGUUUUCCAUGGACUCAAGUAUAUCUAAUAUAAGUAUACCAAAAAAGUAUUAUCCUCAAGCAACUGAUGUUGAUUCAUCAGUUCCUCAUGCUUUAAUGACUACUUUGGGAUCCGAAACAUCUGGUGGAUCUGUUUGGUUGAUAAACCUUAGAGGUCCAUUGGAUCGUUUUGACGCUGGCUCGCUGGGUCGAGGUAUGGAUGAGAUUUUUUCACUCAAAUCGAGAAUAUGGUCGGCAGAUAGCUAUUCAGAUGGAAGCCGAGCAGUAGUUGGUACCAACAUUGGAGCUGCUUUGAUAGAUAUAGAAACAAAAAGAAGGAGAAGGAUAUGCCGUUCCGAAAGUGAUGUUAUUUCGUUGCAACUUGAUCGUUCGGAAAAGCUUGUUUUAUGUGGACUUAAAAGUGGUGCUAUUGUGAUGGUUGAUACUCGCCAGAAAUGUGAUAAAGAAUGGUUUGGGGUCAUGGGAAAUGUCCAUGUGCCUUCACCAGUUUCAUGUUUGGUGGCACUUAAGCAUGAUGAUUAUUUCUUGGCCGGCUCCAUGGAUGGAACGAUAAGGCUAUAUGAUCAUCGUUUGACACAAAGAGGAGCUGUACAGCUGUACGAGGGAAAUGUGAACUCUCAUACUCGUAUCCAGAUGGGGGUGGACCCAUCAGAGAGAUUUCUAAUGUCAGGGGGAGAAGAUUUCUAUCUGCGGAUGUGGAGUAUAAAUUCUGGGGAAAUGUUAUACGAAGAUAAAUUCAUGAAUGCGGUACCAUCAGUUCUGUGCUGGCCAAGAGGAGACCCUGAGUGCAACAGAAGACCACAAAAUCAUUUCCCGGGGGCUUGGUUAGGGUCCGGGGAAGGGCUCUUUUAUGUAGAUACAUCAUGAUGCUCAACCAACUUAAAGUUCAAGAAAUCAGUUGCGAAAUUCCACUGGCACUUGCUUGUUCCCGUCGGCAUAUGUACCUGGGGAUACUUACAUGGCGUGACAAGGAUUUCCAAACUCGAUUGAUAUUUGCAUCAACUUUUAAAUGAAAUAUUUUUCCGUGUAUUAAUGCGGCAAUUGUCAAUAAAACAUUAAAAAAAUUUCAAAUUGUCUUA
Erigeron canadensis is the source of this 1480-nucleotide messenger RNA. RefSeq lists its product as uncharacterized. The coding region runs from base 6 to 1268 and encodes 420 amino acids. The transcript is spliced from 11 exons. The record is from RefSeq and is a predicted model, not a curated record. Lineage: Eukaryota; Viridiplantae; Streptophyta; Magnoliopsida; Asterales; Asteraceae. Gene Ontology annotation, molecular function: protein binding.